AAUUUGUAGAGCGCGUAUGCGAAACGCGAGCGGCGUUGAAAAAAAAUACUAUUUUCGUUCGAUUACGUUAUUUACCUUCGUAAAAUACGUGUUAAUAGCAACGUUAUGAUCAAAAAUCGUUAAACUUUAGUUAGAAGUACUAAUAAACUUUGUCAAUUUCUUAUUUUGUGAGUUAAAGCUAGCGCGGUAUUUGCGGGUAAGAUCAAUCAUGGUUAUAGAAAAGUUGCAUGGUCUACAAGCUACCAGCAUCAGUUUAAAUGAUCGCUUUACAUUGCUGGCGACAACUACGCCCGUGGUUCAUGCCGCUCGUGUGCCGAGACAGCGGAGGCGGUCGACGGGGCUGUUCUCCUUUGGGCAACAUAUAAACAAUCGAAAUAUCAUCGACCAAAUUGCUCAACGAUUAGGACAGCAGUCAAAGAGGGAUGCAGUCAGACAGCGGUUGGGUAUCCCUGCCCUAAGACGGUUUGGCAGUGAGAGUAGCUUGCCAGGGCUCUGGAGGUCCAAUAGUAUCAGCAACAUGAGCAUGCGCAGUGUCCAAGCUAGGGCUCCCUGGCGACAAUCUAAUGGCAACUUGAGCAGGUCUGCAUCGUUCAGUAACCUCUCGCAGGGCAACUGGCGCGGCCGCGGGUUCAGGCGUCGCGGCGGACGAAUGGGCUUGAUGAGAGGGAGGAUGAGAUCGCGCGGUGGUAGGCAACAGAUCGUGGGCAAGAUGCGGGGGCAAUCACGCGGGCAGCGACGUACGAUGCGUGGACAGAAUGGACAAAAUGUACAAAAUGGUCGGGGUCGGGGUCGCGGGCAGAAUAAACGCGGAGCGACGCCCGGGCGAGGCCGAGGUGUGGGCAGAGGUGGCGGUAGCGGCGGCGCGUCCAACCAAAAUAAACAGACAGUUACAAAGGAAGAGCUCGAUCUCCAGCUGGACCAGUACAUGGCGAGCACGAAGACAGCUCUGGACAAAGAGCUGGAUGCCUAUAUGAAGAACGCUAUGGAGAUGGAAUAAUGGACAGUGCUGUGUUAUUAGUGUGACUAUUGCUUUCUAGUGUGCAUACAGACUUAAGUGAAGGUGAUUAUUCAAGGUUAAGGACUCGAUUAGGUUAAAAUGUUUAAAUCUGAUAUGUGCCGCUAAGAUGUGGAACACCCUCCCGGCAACUGUGUUUCCUGCCACAUAAUUUGAGUACCUUCAAGGCUAGAGUGAAUAGGCUUUUUCUAGGCAAGCGUGCUCCAACCUAGACCUCAUCAUUGCUUUCCAACGGGCAUGAUUGUCGUCAAACGCUGGCCUAUCGUUAAUUAAAAAAAAAAAAUCAUCAACCUGUUACUGGCCCACAUUAGGGCACAGGUCUGUCAGAAAGCCAAGAGCGAAGUGUGGGGACUUCACAUGUCUUUGAGAAUGUUAUGGAGAACUGUCAACUCAGAAAGAAUUGUGGCAAACCAAGAAUUGUGAAAGCAACAAUUGUGUUUGCUCACAAUUAUUUCUUUCACCGUUAAUGUUAGUGAUAUUGAAAAGCUGAAAUCGAAAACGCACAUUCAUGUAACUUGCUCUGAAAAGUUGAAGGGAUGAUUCCCUUGUCAAUUUUUUUGGAGUUAUGUGCGUUUUUAAUUACAUCUAUGUUAAUAAUGGGGCACUGGGGAAACCAUCUGUGUAUUAGCCUUAUACCAUAAAAAUUUUAACUAAAAAGGCUAUAUAUGCUUUUAUAUAACGUGUAAAUGCAAUCCGAAAUAAUGCCUCAGAGGCUUCAGAGGAACAUUAUGUACUGUCUCUGAGAAUUAUCUGUGAAACUGAAAUGCUUACAGUUUAUAGAA
This is a messenger RNA of Pararge aegeria (speckled wood butterfly), 1797 nucleotides long. Its product is annotated as chromatin target of PRMT1 protein-like. Lineage: Eukaryota; Metazoa; Arthropoda; Insecta; Lepidoptera; Nymphalidae. Bases 209 to 997 code for a protein of 262 amino acids. The transcript is spliced from 5 exons. The record is from RefSeq and is a predicted model, not a curated record.